Messenger RNA from Solea solea (common sole), 1637 nucleotides. RefSeq names its product galectin-9-like. Bases 217 to 1164 code for a protein of 315 amino acids. Gene Ontology annotation, cellular component: cytosol; nucleus. The record is from RefSeq and is a predicted model, not a curated record. The transcript is spliced from 8 exons. Gene Ontology annotation, molecular function: carbohydrate binding; galactoside binding. Gene Ontology annotation, biological process: negative regulation of type II interferon production; positive regulation of gene expression; negative regulation of CD4-positive, alpha-beta T cell proliferation. Lineage: Eukaryota; Metazoa; Chordata; Actinopteri; Pleuronectiformes; Soleidae.
AGUGUUUCCUUCCGUGUGUUAUCAGUGUGUGCCUGCUGCACCAUUUAUCCAGAAACGAAACCUCAUUAUGUAUUACCUUAUGAGUGACCACUAGCUAGACCUCCUGCAAUGAAAUCGAAACCUUUCUGAACAAUAAAAGCAGAACUUGUUCUUAUCAUCUUUUUCUUUACUCCAGACUCUGCAGCAAACCUCAACUCUGCAAUUCAACCUCGAACCAUGGCUUUUAACCAGACACUGUUUUAUAAUCCGAUAAUUCCCUUCACAGGAGCAAUCCAAGGUGGUGUGCAGGUGGGGAAGACGAUCGCCAUCAGUGGACGAGUCCUGCCUGGAGCCAAAAGGUUCAAUGUGAAUUUACAGUGUGGCUCCAGGACCAAUGCAGACAUUGCUUUCCAUUUUAACCCCCGGUAUGACGGUGACUCUUGUGUGGUCGCCAACACCCUGCAACACGGCAACUGGGGCAACGAGGAGAGGAAGAGCAACUCCUUACUUCUUCCUGGCUCCACCUUCAACCUGCUCAUCACAGUCACCUAUGAUUCCUUCCUGGUGAAUAUCAACGGCUGCCACUUCAUGGACUACAGGCAUCGUAUUCCCUUUAACCAAGUGGACACCAUCUCUGUCGGCGGGACUGUUGAAAUUUCCUCCAUUGCUUGUCAGAACAAUAUGCCUGCCUUCCCAACUUAUCCAGCAUAUCCUCCUCAGCCUGUCUUCCCAACUUCUCCAGCAUAUCUUCCUCUUCUUGGAUUUCCACCACAGCCAGGAUUUCCCACUUAUGCUGUUCCAUACAGAACCUCCAUCAACGGUGGAUUCAGACCUGGGAGGUCCAUCACUAUCCAGGGAAAUAUUCCGUCCCACGCCACAAGGUUCCAUGUGAAUCUCAACGUCAAUGGUGGCAUCGCUCUGCAUUACAAUCCACGUUUCAAUGAGCACGCUGUGGUGCGGAACACUAAGCAGGGGGUGCACUGGAGCGGUGAGGAGCGUGGUGGAGGCAUGCCCUUCCACCUGGGACAGCCUUUCACGUUGACCAUUUCCUGUGAGAAUAGCUGCUUCAGGAUUCUGGUCAAUGGGAUACAGGCUCACACCUACAACCACCGCAUCACUCCACUCAGAAACAUUCACACUCUGGAGAUCGACGGUGACGUCACGCUGACCUCUGUGAUGGUGUAGAGAUCCACCACCUGUGGCUGUCACCUCAUAACCACCAAUACUUAUCACAUCUAUCAAUGAAUCCAUGCUGAUUGAUUUGACUGGAUGCUGCAUAUUUACGUCCAGUGCUUUCAUACCAAUAUAACAUAUAUAAUAAUUUCUAUAUAAUCAUAUGCCAUACUUUGUUUUUGGUUUUUUUUACAAAAAAAGGGAAAAUUCAUCAGGUUGGUGCUGUGUUAUGUUGUGUUAUUACUCUUAUCAGCCUGAACGCAGCUAAGGAAGUGGACCUGAGUGAGAUUUUAACCCUUGAACUCCUAACCCUCAAAAUGUGCGUCUGACCUUUUUUUUUUUUUAUUAAUAUCUGGCAAUUAUGUAUAACAUGCUGCAUGUUUAAAUACUGUUUUAGCAACUUAAAAUGAAGAAAAAAUAAGCUUUAUUCAGAAAAAACACAUGAACAACAUAGUUUGCGUGUUAAAUUUAAAUGUGAACAGUAU